AUUACUGCGUGUGAGCUUUGGCCAUAGGGACCGGCUCCUCUUCUGCAAAGUGUUCCUUCCUCUUCGAGAACAAAAAUUAUUCAGACCGGCUUCGGUGUUCCCCGUCUGCGUCUGCGGUCUGUCUGCGAGACAAUUCGUGCUCGUCGGGUAGCGGCGACCAACCAUGGCCUCAACCACCGCGACUGCCGCGGCGGCUACCCCAGCCAUGCCGUCAACUGACGAGGCCUGGAAACUCGCACAGAAGCUACGUGCCGCGAUUGUAAAGGAACUCGAGCAUGUCCAGAAGGGCGGUCGCGGCACAAAUGAGCUCGCGCGUUUCGAGAAAGUCGAGAAGUUGAUGGAGAAUUAUCGCCUUGCCUGCCUCCAAACCAUCUGGCCCGACAUGCGUGCUGCCAACGAGAAGAACGCCGAGGACGCUCUCUGGCAUACCCAUACUUUGGUCACCAAGACCUACCGGAAGGUGCUUGGGAGGCUCCAGGGCGACGACAACGUCGUCCUGCGACGGAAAGUCGAGAAGCUCUAUGCCCACUACCUCAAGACGGCUCAAUACUUCUACAGGGGCUAUCUGCAACGGGUUUGCGCGAGAUACGACAUGAAAGAUCUCAAACGCAUCGCUCGCCGCGCGGAUCUUCAGGAGAUGCCCUUGCCGGAUAAGGAGAAGGUUGACGCUUCGGCAGCACAGCUUGAGGAUAUUGUCAAGCGCUCGUGCCACAAGACGCUCAUCUACCUCGGUGAUCUAUCGAGAUACCGCACGCUACUGCGGGCAAAGGACCCCAAAUGGGACGGCGCUCUGGCAUACUAUCUCCUGGCAAACGAGCUCAUACCCGAAUCUGGACAUGGCUAUCACCAGUGUGGGGUCAUCUACGUCGAGACUGGGGAUCACCUUCAGGUGGUUUAUCACCUAUACCGUGCCUUGGCAUGCGAUCUGCCACACCCGAAUGCUUCGACAAACCUCGAUCUCGAGUUCCGUGAACUCCAGAAACGCAAGGACAUCACCAGCAAACAUGCGUUGGUGACUUGGUUCGUGAAGCUCCAUGCCUUCUACUCGCAGGGAAAGGACUUCACCGAGCGUAAAGAACUCGAGAGGGAGGUUGACCAUCGACUUGGCCUCGCCAUGAAGUCGGGAAAGGGAUAUGACUCGGACCUGGACCUGCUCAAGAUUGUUCUUAUCAACAUCACCGCUUAUGUCGCCGCCCAGGACAAGGUUGCCAAAAACUGGACCGACGAGGGCUCGCGAUCUUGCCAGUUCCUCCUGCUCCUCAACCUGCGGACAAUCAACGCCAUCGCACGUCUCAUUGGAGAAGAAAUUACAGACGUCAUCAAGCGCAAAGAUGCGGAGGCUCCCGUCAGCACUUCUGUGACCGCCUCACAGACGGAGCCCCCAACCAAGUUUACGCCCGCCUUCAACCGUAUCCUACCCCUUCUGCGUGUUUACAUGGCAUGGCUUUGUUCCUACGGCUCCCAACUUGUUGAAUUUCGGCCGCAUCUCGAACCGCAGUUUGGCGCUAUGUGCGUGACGCUGAGCAACACGUUAUCCCUCCUGUUCGAGUUAUUGGGUGGAGACCAACAGCUCGGAAAUCCGGUUUCGUGGCGCUUUCCCGAGGACGAGAUUACCAUGGGCAUCAGGUGCCUCAAUGGACCCGAUUUGCACGACGGCUGCCAGCUUUAUUACGAUGCCUUUACGCGCAAGCCCAAGCCGCGCCGCGAAGACGUUCCCGAUGCCAACGGCACCGAUGAUGAUGUGUCGUUCACCCGUGCGCUGGACGUUCUGCUCUGCGGCCUGGACCUAUCCGAGCCGGAGUCGAAGUUCCCGUUCACCACAUCCACAGUUACGAAAGGAGCUAGGGAGCUCACGACUUUCGUCUAUCUUGAAGGCGGCAAGCCCGGCCCUAUUCCGAACCCGCCGCCCGUUCAGCAUAUGACUCCGGUCCCUGUUCCUGCUAGCACGGAGCGUAAUCUGACUGCGCCAGUAUUGGCUCCGAGUCCUUGCGAGUCUAACGAGCUCUCCGAGAACCGGGACUUUUACGGUCCGGAUUUGCGAAACAAUACUGGAAACAACGCUCGUAACGGGCCAGUUUCGACAAGCAUUGCACCAGCGCCAACGGCGCCUGUUUCCGAGUUCCCCAUUGAAAGACAGAUGUUCAAUAUCCUGAACGAGUUCAUCAACCCUCCCGAAUCCGCACCGGCGGCCAAACCUGAGACUCCUAGUCGCCCUGUUGCACGAACGAGCCCGUAUGGUAUGGGUUCCGCAUCCGCUGCUGAGACCUUCGGAGCUAGAGCUUCGGGCAGCUCGGGACCUGGGUCUGCUGCUGGCGGCAAAGUUCUUCCUACUCUACCAUGGGAGUAUUUCUACAAGCCUUCGGCCAACCCAGCCUUGCAAUCUUCGGGCACUAAUGGUCUGGCUGCUGGAUGGGCCGCAAACGGCAGAGCGUUUUCGCGACCGACAAGCUCGGGCAAUGGGCUCCAGCUAGGGAUUGGGGCGACCGCCGGCAGCCCGCUUGCACGGCAGGCGCAGCAGAGGUACGAUAGCCGAGAACAGUCGAGGUUGCUUGAAGAGCAAGAAGACAUUCUCCGCUCUCUAGAUCUGGAGUCGGUCCAAACCAGUCAGCCUCGGCAAUCCCAUGACACCCGGGGAGGCUGGCCUGCCGUAGCCGCACAGAGCUCGAGCUCUGUAAUCGGAACAGCGUCCCACUCUUUGCAGCAGCAGAGCACCUGGCUCCCCCCGGCAAGCCCUUGGCAGACUACUCAUGGCCAGAACCCCACGGUCACGACGACUACUGGCGGCGUCCCCAAUUCGCCGUUUUCGACACUCAACUUCUCGACAAAUAGUUCAUCUAUACCCGCCGUCAAUAGCCCGUGGGGCGUGCCCUCGCACGGCGCGUUCGCUAGAGACUGGCCCGACGCUCGACAGCCGAGAACGGGCGUAGCUCAGCAACCGCUGGGGCUGGAUAUCUGGGGCGACGCGAUGGGGCAACAGCAGCAGCUGGCAGUGGGCGAGAGUUCCGGUGGAACUUGGACGGUGCGGCAGCAGCAGGGCAUGCCGAAACGUUGAAAUGUGUUUGGAGAAAUGCCUGCAUUCUCCAUUACAUCUUUUUUGCGCUGUUCCGCUGUUCAACUCUUCCCCGUCAUCGAUUGGCCGGGCAGCUGUUCGACGACCCCCUUCCCGCUCUCUGCGG
This is a messenger RNA of Thermothelomyces thermophilus ATCC 42464, 3176 nucleotides long. RefSeq lists its product as uncharacterized. Gene Ontology annotation, biological process: nuclear-transcribed mRNA catabolic process, nonsense-mediated decay. The record is from RefSeq and is a predicted model, not a curated record. Gene Ontology annotation, cellular component: telomerase holoenzyme complex. Lineage: Eukaryota; Fungi; Ascomycota; Sordariomycetes; Sordariales; Chaetomiaceae. Gene Ontology annotation, molecular function: telomeric repeat DNA binding; protein binding; telomerase RNA binding. The coding region runs from base 164 to 3052 and encodes 962 amino acids. The transcript is spliced from 4 exons.